This is a messenger RNA of Closterium sp. Naga37s-1, 1461 nucleotides long. NCBI's taxonomy places the organism in Eukaryota, Viridiplantae, Streptophyta, Zygnematophyceae, Desmidiales, Closteriaceae. The record is from the annotation of a GenBank genome assembly.
AUGGUUACCAAGAUGAACAAGCCAUGGGUGCCGCUGCUGCUCAUCUCCCCGUGUCGCCCGCCGCCGAAUCUCUUCCACUGCAGCCGAUUGGUCCGCAACCAGGGGUCCGUGUGGCUCUUCAACAUGUCCGCUGCUGACGUGGCACCGAAAAUACAGCCGCUCGGGUCUUGCGGCAUGGCUCAACCAACCAGACAAGACCCGCCCGCUGUGGGCUCAGUGGCGUACGCCACCGUUCUGCACACCUCCGAAUUCUACGUGUGCGGCGCGAUCGUGCUGGGGCACAGCAUUCGGCGCAGCGGCAGCCGCCACGACAAGGUGGCGCUGGUGUCGCGCGAAAUCAGCAACCGCAGCCGCGACGCGCUCGGGGAGGCCGGGUGGAUCGUCAAGGAGAUUGAGCGGAUCCGAAACCCGUUUGCGCAGGAGAACACCUAUAACGAGUGGAACUACAGCAAGCUGCGGCUGUGGCAGCUUGUGGAGUACUCGUCAGUGGUGCUCGUGGACGCGAAUCUGCUGGUGCUGCGCCUCGCUUACCUCCCCUCCUCCCUUACCUCCCCCCUUUCCCUCCCCCCAUACCUCCAGCAAGCUGCGGCUGUGGCAGCUUGUGGACAAGCUGCGGCUGUGGCAGCUGACAGAGUACCAAUACCUCUCCUUUCUCUCCUUUCUCUCCUUUCUCUCCUUUCUCUCCCCCUCCCCACGCCCCAUGACUCCAGCAAGCUGCGGCUGUGGCAGCUGGUGGAGUACUCGUCGGUCAUAUUCGUGGACGCGGAUCUGCUGGUGCUGCGCAAUCUCGAUCAUCUCUUCGCCUUCCCCGACGUGGCGGCACGAGGCAACGAUAAGACGGACUUCAACUCGGGCCUCAUGCUGCUGCGCCCCUCCCUCUGCACCUUCCGCGAGCUCCUCGCCAACGUGCACACCAUCCGCUCGCCCAACGGUGGUGAUCAGGGCUAUCUCAACAACUACUUUACCUGGUGGCAUCGCCUGCCCGACUCGGUCAACAUCCUGAAGCACGUCUGGGCAACAGAUGAGCCCCGCAGAUCUCGCGAGCUAGAAAUGAAGAACCGGUGGUUCUCGGAGGAACCAGCUGAAAUCCACACCAUUCACUACCUCGGCCGCAAGCCCUGGCAGUGCUAUCGCGACUUUGACUGCACGUGGCUGUACCCAUAUGACCACGCAUACGCUAAUGAGGCGGCGCACCAGAGGUGGUGGAAGAUCCAUGAUGAGAUGUCAGAGGGUCUGCAGGAGCACUGCUGGCUGUGGAACAUUCACAAGGCGGAGAUUGAGUUCCGCAUGAGGAAGUUGAAGAGUCAGAAUGUGCCGGCGGCAUUUUGGGAUUUUGAGGUGAAGGACCCGAGGCGGGAGGCGUGCAUGCCCGGGCAGAUCUCAUGUGACUGGAUGGACUAUCUGAACCACUGGAAGGACGUGGAUACUGCCCCCACCCCAUCCUCCCUCCAGAGUUUGUAA